This is a messenger RNA of Penicillium paradoxum, 714 nucleotides long. RefSeq lists its product as uncharacterized. The record is from RefSeq and is a predicted model, not a curated record. Lineage: Eukaryota; Fungi; Ascomycota; Eurotiomycetes; Eurotiales; Aspergillaceae. The transcript has 4 exons. The coding region runs from base 1 to 714 and encodes 237 amino acids.
AUGGCAUCUGAUAUUCCUUCCAGCAAUGGGGGUGAUGGUUGUCAUCCACCUUCGGAUGCUGAAGAAUGCGAUCUCAAAAAGGAAAAGGAGAAGCGCUGUGGAACUUGCAGUAGCCUCAGCCAUAUGGAGCAAAAUUGCCCGUUUCGGUGUUCACUCAACCCUCGGCAAGGUCUGAUGACGUUUCAUCGUCGGGAAUUCCCAGUCGAAGAGCUGCCACUACUUGGCGGCGGCUUUCCACGUUUUGGAGACCCACCAGUCUAUCGCCCCAGGGUGCCAGAUGCACCCCGUGCAUUGCGGAAUGCAGGGAAUUACCAUCCAUUGCUCGUUCCACCACAUCUUACAUCACUGAUAACAACUCUGUCCCAGCGAUCAACCCCCCAUGUUGCUGCCAGUGAUAGUAGGCGUAGCGUUUACCUGACCGUCCCAGUUGAGGACACCAAGGAUCCACGGACCCUCCAGGAGAAGAUACCUUCAAUCAUUCAUUACUACGAAAUUGUCAAGGACAAGACUCCUGUGGAAUACAGCAAGCCGAUUCUCGAUGCGACUGAUUUUAGCAACAAGACCGCAAACACGGCUCGAAGAACAAAGUCCAAGGAGAAGAAAAAGAAACACAAACCCUCCAACUCUGAUGAGUCCAACAAUAACAAGUCGAAGCUGAAGGAGGCACCACUGCACACAGCUAUAUAUAGCUUACUUGGGCAGACUACGCAUUGA